AUGGACACCCCCCCGUCCCCCUGCCUGUCACCAUGGACACCCCCCCGUCCCCCCGUCCCCCUGCCUGUCACCAUGGACACCCCCCGUCCCCCCGUCCCCCUGCCUGUCACCAUGGACACUCCCCGUCCCCCUGCCUGUCACCAUGGACACCCCCCUGUCCCCCCGUCCCCCCUGCCUGUCACCAUGGACACCCCCCCGUCCCCCCGUCCCCGUGCCUGUCACCCCACUGUCCCCCCCGUCCACCCCGUCCCCCUGCCUGUCACCAUGGACACCCCCCGUCCCCCUGCCUGUCACCAUGGACACCCCCCGUCCCCCCGUCCCCCUGCCUGUCACCAUGGACACCCCCCCGUCCCCCCAUCCCCCUGCCUGUCACCAUGGACACCCCCCGUCCCCCUGUCCCCCUGCCUGUCACCAUGGACACCCCCCGUCCCCCCGUCCCCCUGCCUGUCACCAUGGACACCCCCCCGUCCACCCCGUCCCCCUGCCUGUCACCAUGGACACCCCCCCGUUACCCCGUCCCCCUGCCUGUCACCAUGGACACCCCCCGUCCCCCUGCCUGUCACCAUGGACACCCCCCCGUCCACCCCGUCCCCCUGCCUGUCACCAUGGACACCCCCCCGACCACCCCGUCCCCCUGCCUGUCACCAUGGACACCCCCCGUCCCCCCGUCCCCCUGCCUGUCACCAUGGACCCCCCCGUCCCCCCGUCCCCCUGCCUGUCACCAUGGACACUCCCCGUCCCCCUGCCUGUCACCAUGGACACCCCCCCGUCCCCCCGUCCCCCCUGCCUGUCACCAUGGACACCCCCCGUCCCCCCGUCCCCGUGCCUGUCACCCCACUGUCCCCCCGUCCACCCCGUCCCCCUGCCUGUCACCAUGGACACCCCCCGUCCCCCUGCCUGUCACCAUGGACACCCCCCGUCCCCCCGUCCCCCUGCCUGUCACCAUGGACACCCCCCCGUCCCCCCAUCCCCCUGCCUGUCACCAUGGACACCCUCCCGUCCCUGUCCCCCUGCCUGUCACCAUGGACACCCCCCGUCCCCCGUCCCCCUGCCUGUCACCAUGGACACCCCCCGUCCACCCCGUCCCCCUGCCUGUCACCAUGGACACCCCCCGUCCACCCCGUCCCCCUGCCUGUCACCAUGGACACCCCCCGACCACCCCGUCCCCCUGCCUGUCACCAUGGACACCCCCCCGUCCCCCCGUCCCCCUGCCUGUCACCAUGGACACCCCCCCGUCCACCCCGUCCCCCUGCCUCUCACCAUGGACACCCCCCCCAUCCCCCCGUCCCCCUGCCUGCCACCAUGGACACCCCAACACCCCCUGUCCCCUUACCUGUCACCAUGGACACCCCAACACCCCCUGUCCCCCUGCCUGUCACUAUGGACACACCCAACAGCCUCCUGUCCGCCACCAAUGAUACCCCAAAUCCCCCUGUCCCCCUGCCUGUCACUAUGGACACCCCAAACCCCCCUGUCCCCCUGCCUGUCACCAUGGACACACCCAACAGCCUCCUGUUCGCCACCAAUGACACCCCAAACCCCCUGUCCCCCUGCCUGUCACCAUGGACACCCCCCGUUUACCCCGUCCCCCUGCCUGUCACCAUGGACACCCCCCCGUCCCCCCGUCCCCCUGCCUGUCACCAUGGACACCCCCCGUCCACCCCGUCCCCCUGCCUCUCACCAUGGACACCCCCCCGUCCCCCUUUCCCCCUGCCUGCCACCAUGGACACCCCAACAUCCCCUGUCCCCUUACCUGUCACCAUGGACACCCCAAACCCCCUGUCCCCCUGCCUGUCACCAUGGACACACCCAACAGCCUCCUGUCCGCCACCAAUGACACCCCAAACCCCCUGUCCCCCUGCCUGUCACCAUGGACACCCCAAACCCCCCUGUCCCCCUGCCUGUCACCAUGGACACCCCAAACCCCCCUGUCCCACUGCCUGUCACCAUGGACACCCCAAACCCCCCUGGCCCCAGUGCGCCCCUCUGAGAGGGCUGUGUCCCAUGUAUAGUUUGGUCAAUUCAUGUCCAGGCUCUGUGUCUCCCUCCCAGGAGUCACUUUGA
This is a messenger RNA of Salmo salar (Atlantic salmon), 2064 nucleotides long. The record is from RefSeq and is a predicted model, not a curated record. NCBI's taxonomy places the organism in Eukaryota, Metazoa, Chordata, Actinopteri, Salmoniformes, Salmonidae.